Pomacea canaliculata is the source of this 2198-nucleotide messenger RNA. Its product is annotated as syntaxin-17-like. The transcript has 8 exons. Gene Ontology annotation, cellular component: SNARE complex; endomembrane system; plasma membrane. Lineage: Eukaryota; Metazoa; Mollusca; Gastropoda; Architaenioglossa; Ampullariidae. The coding region runs from base 134 to 1189 and encodes 351 amino acids. Gene Ontology annotation, molecular function: SNAP receptor activity; SNARE binding. The record is from RefSeq and is a predicted model, not a curated record. Gene Ontology annotation, biological process: vesicle fusion; exocytosis; intracellular protein transport.
CGUGGGUUAACAUGAAAGACAAUUCUCGGGGAUAUCCGAAAUUUCUGCAAUAACAAACGCAGAGUUAUCUAUCCUGUUAGAAGAAGGGAGGGGAUAGUCAAAUUAAGGUGGAACAUUAAUGACAUACAUCUAAAUGGCAUCUCUGGCAUCACUGAAGAGGUCAGAGUCUGAAGAGACAUUGCUACAAGCAGCUCAGAAAGCUGAGAAUAAGGCUGGAAAUGUGCAGAAGUUUCCAAUUAGCCGUUUACGGCCAUCCAUUCAGAAGUUUCAGACAGUGCUUGAUAUUGAUCUUGACAGAUUGUUAAAGCAUAUGCAUAAUAUUGACAAGCUGACUGCUGCAGAGGACUGGGUGGGGUUGCAUAAGGAACAGGUGAAUGCUUCUCGUACUGUCCAACAAGUGCAAGCCAAUUUAAGAGAACUUGAGAGAGCCCGUGCACAGGUGUAUGAUGAUGACAUUGGACAGUUUGAUAGCCAGGUACAGGAAGUCAGAAUCAAGUCUGUGGCAGCUGUAGAAAAUUUCUUGAAAAAGUCUCAAGUGAAAGAUCUGACUCCAGAUUUGCCUCAAGUGGAGACCAAGGAAACAAGUAGCAAGCUGGCUGUAGCAGAUGGUUUUCCAGUGCUGCAUACAAAUCUUCAACUUCAUGUUGUGCCAGAAAACACGCCAGCUGCAGCAUCAUGGGAGGAACUGCAGGAGAGCAUGGAAGAACUGAAUGAGCUGGUGCACCAAUUUGCUGACAAUGUUCAAGAACAAGGUGAAGCUGUGGAUAGAAUAGAGGAUAAUAUUGAGACAGCCCAUGAGAAUGUGAGAGCAGGAACUAUCAGUCUGGGAUCGGCAGCUAAGUACAAAGCUGCCAUUUUCCCUGUGGCAGGUGCCCUCAUUGGUGGUGUGGUGGCAGGUCCAGUCGGUUUGAUAGCAGGUGCCAAGAUAGGACUGGCUGGAGCAUUAGGAGGGGUUGCUGCAGGAUUUGCUGGAGGCUCAGUAUUGAAGGCACGUCACAACAAAAGUGUUGCUAUGGAGAUGACUAACAUGGAGGAAAGAGAAAAAGCAAACCAUACUCUUCAGCGGUCAACAUCCAUAUCAGAAGUGCCUGACAGGUCUUCUGCAGAUGGACAUGGUACACAGGGCUCCAUGCUGAGUAGACUCGUUUUUGGAGAACAUGGGAAAUCAAAAUCUUUAAGUGAAGACUGACAGUUGAGUGACUUGAGAUGAGGUUUUGCAUAUCAUGGCCUUCAGUAUGGUUGUGUUUUUUAGUUGUGAAUUUUUAUUUUUAACUACCCUGAUUUUUUUUUUUAAAGUUUGCACAAGCAUCAUAAUGAGUUGGUGGUGUUUAGGAAGAAUGAUUUACUUAUCACAUCUACUAGUUAUUUACCCUUUCCUUGAUAAAGAAGUUGUAGUUGAAGUAAUAUGAGAAACAUGGUUUUCUUCAGAAGAAACAAACAAUUUGCAUGAAGAAUUAUGGUAAUUCUCAAAAAGAGCAAAUAACAAGUUGCUCAGAUGACAGCAGAAGGGUACAUAUGGUCACAGAACAACAUACAGAGGGAAGAGAUCUUGUAACCACAGGUACCAAAGAGGGGUUUGCAUUAUCCAUUACAUCUUUAGGAUCAAAUAAAUUGUCUCCUUUACUGGAUUCUUUGCAAAGCUUUUUCUCAUAUUUGUUAUGAUAUAACUAUAGAGUGGACCAGAUGUAGCAGAUUCAGAUGUGGUUUAAAAAAAACAAAAUGAAAACAAGUAGAGAAGUGUCUUUCACAAUAUACUGUAUUUGCAAAGUAAGUGAACAUCAAUUUACUGAUUUUAAAAUCAACAAGCAAUUUACUUUCAAUGCAUGGCAAACACGGGAUCAUUAGGUGAGAAAAAAACAUGGCUGAAAGUGUCAAAAAGCAAACAUCAAUAUGCACUGCAUAAUUCUAUAGGCAGGUCACAAAAAUCCAAGACAAAGCCAAAAAUCAGUCAACUGGGGCCCUUGGGGUUGCAGACUAUUUCAGGAAAAUGCAGAGAAGCAAAGAAAGCCAUUAUUGCCCUAGAAUUAGUUUAGUUACUUUAUUCCUUAUCAGUCCUUGAGGAACAUAGGGUCGCAACAACACCUUGCCAGCAGACGGUUUUGGGCAGCACCCCUCACUUGGGCCCAUGUGGUUCUGACGUCCUUUGCCUCACUCUCUACUGUUCCUUUCCAAGUCUGCUUUGGUCUCCCAACUCUCCC